GAAGAGAGGCAGAGGUUUGUGUCGAGAGGUGUGUUUGCACAAUACACUGCUCUACAGAUAGUGCUUCAUUCUUCAUCUGCUCUGUUAGGAGCCAAACCAGGCAGGACACGUUUGUAUUCUAGAAAGCAGUGAAGUUCUAAGUUUGUGUCACUGCACUAGUUCUGUCCCUGGAACGUUUACUUGAUUUUUAAGGAUCUAAGAGAUCAACAUGAGCAUUUCAGAGGAAGACGAAUGCCGCUCACCUAUUGGCCUAGACUGUUGCAGCUGCUGUCUUGACCUGGCCAACAAAAGUGAGAUGGAAGAAGGGAAUGGACACAACAGCAACCCAGGAAGCCCAACUGUAAGCAACUUUCGUCAGUUGAGGGAAAAGUUGGUCUUUGAGAACCUUAAUGCAGAUAAGCUGAACACCAUCAUGAGGCAGGACUCGCUGGAGCCAGUGGUGAAGGAUCCCUGUUACCUUUUGAAUGAAGGCAUUUGCAACAGCAACAUUGACCAGACAAUGCUGUCCAUCCUCUUGUUCUUCCACAGUGCAUCGGGUGCCAGUGUGGUUGCGAUAGAUAACAAAAUUGAGCAAGCCAUGGAUCUGGUUAAAAACCAUCUUAUGUAUGCUGUACGUGAAGAGGUAGAGGUCCUCAAAGAACAGAUUAAGGAACUGGUAGAGAAGAAUUCUCAGCUUGAAAAAGAGAAUUGUCUACUCAAGAACUUGGCCAGCCCAGAACAGAUGAAGAAGUUCCAAAGCAAACUGCCUUCUGAUGAAACAACAGGAAUGUCAAAUCGGGAUUUCCUACAUACAUCAUCCCAACCACGCUCAGCCGGCUCUGCAGUUUAAGUGGCUCUGUCUUUGGAGUGGGCAGAGCCACUGAACUUUCCUACUUGCCUCCUUUGAUCAAUGAGAAAAAAAUGUAAUUUUUUUCCCCCCUCUUUAAAGUGUCAUUAUGGCCUGGAGGGUCAUUGACUAGCCUAAACUGGCACUAAGCACUGUAUCAGGGCUAGCGUGGGUCUUCUCAGAAGUCUUUUCUUAAACAGAAAAGUAAGAGAAGCCAUUCUUGAACUCGUUAAGAGUUCUAGCCAGAGAGAGCUUGUUCAUUAUGGAACUGGCCUUUCCUGGUGCAAGGCUUUCUAUGUGAAGCCAAGAUGAUAGCGUCAGAUUCUGAAGAAGACCACGGAGUGCUUUAGCCAGAGUUCAUCAGCCAUGGAAUACUAAGUCAAUACAAGGGUCUCUGUGGACCAACAUGGACUGUUCCACUGUUGAAAGCGGAGAGACGUGACCUUCAAAACAAGGGACUGGUGAAGAACAGUUGCUCUGUUCUUGGUUGCGUUACAAAGCAUGGCUUGAUCAGGGCUUUGAAAUGGAGAUCUGACAAUUGCUUUCCUGAGUAAUGAUGGGUGGUAGAAUUUUAAAACCCCCAUACGUGUGAGGACUUUAUAGUAUAGGUUUAUACAGUUAUUAAUUAUGUUGAUUAAGCAGUUACCAAGAAGUUAUUUUGAAGACUUGCUUGUCAACAUGGACAAUAUUUUCUUCUGUAUUCAUUUCUGUGUUUUUAUACAUGUCUAGUUUAGAAUGUAUCUCUUUGUCUUUCUGGUUUUCAUCUGUCUCCAUGCCAGAGCACAAUGGCUGACAAUUGGCCUCUUGAUAAACUCACACAAGACACUUUAAACUCCGGGAAAACUAAUAGACUUUGGACUUUGCUGCAAUAUUAAUGACUUUAGGACUAAGGUUCCAAAUGAUUACCUUACAAGGUUCACUGGAUUAAUAUCUCCUGCUGUUUCAUUUUAAUACCAGAGGGAUAACUGCAAUGUACAUCAUUUAACUGAACCUGCAAUAAACGAUUUUUUACAAAGUA
Molecule: messenger RNA, 1844 nt
Organism: Spea bombifrons (plains spadefoot toad)
Lineage: Eukaryota; Metazoa; Chordata; Amphibia; Anura; Pelobatidae
Product: TSC22 domain family protein 3-like
Exons: 3
Coding region: 209-829 (206 amino acids)
Biological process (GO): regulation of transcription by RNA polymerase II
Source: RefSeq, a predicted model, not a curated record